AUGCUCGACGUAUUCAAAAUCAAACCCUUCGACCUCGAGCCGGUCUACGCCUCCUGGCCCGACGCGCCGACGUUCAACGGUGGCAAGGGCCAGUCCGUCGAUGCCUGGCUCGACCAGAUCAAGGACGGCUGCACGGCGCGCAAGGUGCCCGAGGAGUACUGGUACGAGGUCGCGCAGCACUACAUGGGCCCCCAUGCCAGAGCACGCCUGGAUGCGUUCAAGCGCGUACUCUACCAGAUGAACGGCGGCGGGUACCGCUGGACGUGGAAGCAAUUCCGCGCGGCGAUGUGUAACAUGGGAUGGGAUAUCGAGGACGAUGCGACCGAGACGGUCGAGGUGAAGAGCAAGCCGUUCAGUUCGUGGUUCACCGUGAAGAGGAAGAAGUCGACCCCGCUCUCCGAAGAACCGGAGCAGAUCGACGAAGACGAGCUCGCGCCCCCGCCCCCACCCAAGAAACCCUCCCCGCGAUCGAAGUCCGCACCGGAGGUCAGCACAACCGACGCUGCUGGUACUAGCAGGCCUCGUCCGCCCAUCCGGAGCGCGACGCUCGGCUUCUUCCCCGUGCGGCGGAACUCGAAAAGCAGCGCUGUCGCCGAAAGCGGCAAUGGCAGCGGCGACCCCCAGGCGCCCGCUCUCCCCGUUGUGAAACCAGAGCUCGCAAAGGCGAUGUCGGACACGGUCGUGGAGACGAUGAAACACCUCGCGCCGUCCAAGGCGCACACGAUCGACGCCAUCUCCUCCGCGCACAGCGGGCAAGACGCCGUCGUGACCACGAUCGCGCACGCGCCGGCGUGGCUGCUGCAGGCGAGCAACGCGAUCGAGAUGCUCACGAAGGAGCACCCGAAGACGAUGAGCGCGCUAUCUGCGAUUCUCAUCACGGCGGGGAGCAUCCCUGCCCUGCCUGCUGUCGCGGCGAGCCCGAUGGGCCCCAUCCUCGCGUGCCAUGCCGCGCAGGCGAUUGGCUCGAUUGCGGUAGGGCUGGGCACGCUGUUGAAGGCGUCGUCGCAGGGGCAGAUACAGGCGUCUACUCCACCUUCUUCCUCGUCAAGUUCAUCGAGCAAGUAA
Molecule: messenger RNA, 1065 nt
Organism: Gloeophyllum trabeum ATCC 11539
Lineage: Eukaryota; Fungi; Basidiomycota; Agaricomycetes; Gloeophyllales; Gloeophyllaceae
Exons: 3
Coding region: 1-1065 (354 amino acids)
Source: RefSeq, a predicted model, not a curated record